Messenger RNA from Lathyrus oleraceus (garden pea), 1051 nucleotides. RefSeq names its product ethylene-responsive transcription factor ERF114. The coding region runs from base 109 to 894 and encodes 261 amino acids. NCBI's taxonomy places the organism in Eukaryota, Viridiplantae, Streptophyta, Magnoliopsida, Fabales, Fabaceae. Gene Ontology annotation, biological process: regulation of DNA-templated transcription; ethylene-activated signaling pathway. The record is from RefSeq and is a predicted model, not a curated record. The transcript is spliced from 2 exons. Gene Ontology annotation, molecular function: DNA binding; DNA-binding transcription factor activity.
UUCCCUCUUCUCAUCCUAAAUCUAUCUAUAACAAAGAUAGCUAACAAGUGAUUCCAAGUGAAAAAUUAAUCAAUUAAUUUUGCUAAGAAGUAAUUCAAGUUAAUCAAGAUGAAUAAUAGGAGAGAAUCAUGGGAGGAAGAGGGAAAAGAAGAUGAGAAUUUGUUUCCAGUGUAUUCUGAAAGGUCACAGCAAGAUAUGUCAGCCAUAGUUUCUGCACUGACACAAGUCAUGGGAGGUAACAACAACAAUGAACUUCAAGAAGCUUCCUCAAUCCAUAAUAUUAAUGAACAAUCUCAACAACCACAACAAGAUCAAGGGAGUGAAAGAAAGAGACACUAUAGAGGAGUGAGGCAGAGGCCAUGGGGAAAAUGGGCUGCAGAGAUUCGCGAUCCGAAGAAGGCGGCAAGAGUAUGGCUUGGAACUUUUGAAACUGCUGAGGCUGCAGCUGUUGCCUAUGAUGAAGCUGCACUUAGAUUCAAAGGAAGCAAAGCUAAGCUCAAUUUUCCUGAAAGAGUUCAAAGUUCAGCAGAAUUUGGAUUUCAUCAUUUUGUUUCAUCCACAAAUAACCAGCAACAGUCUAACUCAGUUCCUCUUCCACACUUUUCUCAAGAAGCAUAUUCAAAUCCUUAUCAAUAUGCUGCUGCACAAGCGCAACUUCAAGGUGGUGGUGGUAGCAACUUCAAUCAGGACAUGCUUCGUUAUUAUGGGGGAGACAUGUAUGUUUCUAAUCCUCAGCACUUAUCAUCUACAUCUCCGUCUUCGUCUUCAUCCUCGGCUUCUGGAUUAUCUCAGCAGCAACAAGAGUUUCUGAGAUUGUCUAUGCAAUUUGGAGGUUCUUCUUCCGCUUCUCAGCCACCAAGGAAUUGGAGAGAUGACAUGGAUGGGAGACACUAAAAAGGCUUUUAUUUCUUGUUUGUCACGACAUUUCAUGAUUUUAUUGAGUUUGAUUUUCUAAGGCUGAUUAUACUUUUGGUUUCUUUGAGUUUUAUGUAUUAUUUAUGUUGUUGAUGAAAUGUUUGUUUUAACUUUAAGCAUAUAUUGGUUGGUUUCA